GCAUGCUCCACUCCCACUCUUCGACGUGUAGCUGCUAUUGUUUGGCUGGGGGGUAAGCUAAAGUGCUAGCUACCAGGUAGCAAAGCUUUUCAAGUAGUUUCAAUCGAUAUAUGCGCUUAAAAACCAUAAAAUAUCUGCAGACAUCUGAAGGCAUUGCUAAGUAAUCAUGAGCAAGAGGAAAGCACCGCAGGAAUCUCUAAAUGAAGGAAUAACAGACUUUCUUGUUGGUGAGCAAAGUCAUAUGCAUGACGUUAGCUGAUAGCACUGUUGGUUAGGGUGACAGCUUAGCUCUGCUUUUAAGUAAAAACAACCUUUCAAUAUCAUCCAAAAGCAGUUCAUGUUAUACAGUGUGAUAAAUUAUGUAGUGUUUGACUCAUGUAUUUUUACCUGGCUUGUCUUAUAUAAAAUGGAGCGUCUUCCUUCUGACACUCACUGCUUCGUCAUUUAAAGGGCUUUAGCCGGUUUAGCAUUCUAGCAUCAUACUAUGGAAAUUGACCUAAGAGAUGAACUGUCUUCUAUGGUGUGCUUUUCUCUUGUUUUCAGAGCUGGCCAACUAUGAAAAAAACGUCAACAGGGCUAUACACAAAUAUAAUGCAUACAGGUAAGAAAUUAAAGCCUUUGCAGUGAGGUGUGCUUUGUCUUGAAGUCAUUUUUAUUCAUAAAGCAUCAAGUAUUCACAAAUGUGCAUAAAUAUUUCAGAAAACAAACACUUAAAUGACAUGUUUAUUUUCUAAAUCAGGCCCUGUGCACAGUGUGAAACCAUGAAGAUGUGACCAUUGAUUUUAUAUAAAUAUAUGUAAAAAGUCAAGCCUAGAGGUGUAAUUAACCCUCAUUUGUGCUACACUGCUAAAGAAUAUUCAGUACUAAAGCAUACAAAAUGUCCAGUACAGUUUAAAUAACACAACCCAUAAACAGUAUACAUCGAAACCAAAAUGUUUUCACUUUCACAACAGUAGGGUAGGGUUUAUUACUAAUUUGUGUCUUAGGCUGUGUUGAUUGUACGUACAGGUACUAAAUACAAAGACAAAUGACUAGACGAUUGGAAAACUUGUUGAUGAGGAAUUUAAUGUCUCAAAUUGUUUUGUUUUUGCCUGUCCAGGAAAGCAGCAUCUACUAUCGCCAAAUACCCUAGCAAAAUCAGAAAUGGUGAAGAGGCCAAGAAACUGGUAUGUGAUGUAUCAACAUGAAUACAUCCUUCAGUAACCGGAGCCCGAUGGCCUUGGUUCCUGAAGGAGUUAAUUUUUGACACAUGGUAGAAAGAGUCAAAUGUGACCUGAUGAUGACACACAUGCAUGGUGAAUUUGAUAACAAGAACCCCAUUCAAGAAAAAACACACAGCAUGCUGAUUUUGUAGUUGUAAAUCCUAUAAAGAAAUGUAUGCUGAUACACUGUUUUGUUAUUGAUUGGUUUAUAUUUUAACAUUAGUGACUGUUACUGGUGGUGUCUCCCUUGUGUUUGUGGCCUUCAUAAUACUAUAUUUUCGUGUAAACAACAAUCAAACUGCUCCUCAAAAAUGUUUUCUUAAAAAUUCUUCUGGAAUUCUUGAAAAUUUGCAGUACUGUUUUAUACUUAUUUGCCAAUCACAGUGGCCCUCAAUUAUCAAUCUUGCGUAGAACUGAGCGCAGGUCUGAGUGCAGGAUUCAUUGUACGAUAGGACACACGUGAGAUUUAUGAAAGGGUUCGUAUCUGACCAAUCCCAGCGUACGUAUGAUUGUGUCUUGAUAAAUAUGGAAGAAUACCUUCUGUGGUGGAAACUAACAAGUAUUUGCUCUUUGGAAGCAUCAAAACUAGUCUAAAAGCAGUCCAGAAAACUCCUGUCUGGAGCAGGAUUAUGGUGGCAGUGAACAGCGCUGCCACGGAAUAGCAGACAGUGGGUGAAGUUUGAAGAAAUUAGUCAAUAAGUUGCUGCUGAUGAUAAAUCAAUACCUCAUACAUGUCUAUUUUUUGUUGCUAUGACACAGGGUACGUUGCUCCUAUUAUUGAAAGUAUUUAGUUUUAAUUUGUUGCUUCUCUGUAAUGUAGAGUAGACUGGAGAGUCCGACAGAAGCUUAACAAAAUAAUUAUUACCGUCACCAAACGGUGUGUUGCUGCCCCUGAGGCACAUUUUUAUGGAUUUCUAUUGGAUUUUUAUCACUGAUUAAAUAGCAAGAGCACUUUCUAAACUUAUAUUUUACAUGUCAGAAUCCAUCGAUAAGGUCCUAUCUCCUCUGUACAGCACCUUUGUGGAGUCUCUCCUCAUUAUUGUUCCCCGGGCAUCAGGUCCUCACAGCCAGCAGCACUCCAUUCGCCAGAGCAACAUUGUGCAAAACUGUACUGGCUCAAAUGAUGUCCCACACCCUUUCAGGGGUGUACAACAACGUCCCCGCUGCUGGACCAAGACAGAGACACCUGCCUUUUAGGAGUCAAAUGCGGCGCUCCACAGUGGCGCGUGUGCACGCAAUGUUGAAACGGCACUCCUGCUCUGUGGCAGUGUUUCUGGGCAGAGUUAUCAAAAACGCCUAUUCACUAAGGACAUAACAAAUUUAUAGUAUUUUAUUUUAUAUACGUCUUAAUCUUAAUCUUAAUCAAUUGUUUUGAGACAGACAUUUGCUGCACCGCAGAUCCACAAUGACUCAAACUUGCGUGCACGAUGUCAGACCUGUCAUGACAUUUGAUAAAUGAGGGCCAGUCACUUUGCUUGUAGUCAAUCUUAAAAUAUUUCUCCUUGCUCUGAACUUAACCGAGAUAGAGGACUUUAUCUGCCUUCAGACAUUUAUUUCAGUGUGCCUGGAGAGUGGAAACGACAACAUCAUUGUUUGUCUUCCCUACCACUGUUGUGCCUGUGUUUUUGUGAGUGUGUGUGUUGUGUGAUGCCCUCUGCUGCAGCCUGAAAGAUUUUGUUAACAUCUUAUGUAACUGCUGCUGGAAGCACAACUCAGCUCCCUCAUAUCUCCACGUUUCAACAGGAUGGUGUUGGAGCUAAAAUUGCAGAAAAGAUUGACGAGUUCCUACAAACUGGCAAACUAAGGAAACUAGAAAAGGUGAGUCUCAAGGUCUAGAAAGAAUGUAGACAGACUGAGUUGAUGCUGAUUCUGACUGAUUAAACCGAGAGAUGAUGUGUUACUUUUGUUAUUCAGAUUCGAAAUGAUGACACAAGCAGUUCCAUUAACUUCCUCACCAGAGUUACUGGAAUUGGGUAAGUUUUUCUUUUUUUAACUGAGUGAAAUUUUUGAUGACCAGAGAUGUUUUAUUCAUACAGAUUUUCUGUCUGCCCCUUAUGUAACCAACUGCAUCUCUUGAUUCUUGACUUCAGCCCAGCUGCUGCAAGGAAAUUUUAUGAUGAAGGGGUGAAGACAUUAGAAGGUGACUUCCAUUAUACUGUUGAAUGUCUUUAUUAAUUAGUAAAUCCCAUUUUACACCUGUAUUAAUUCAUUUUCACUUUGCACACAAUACAAUCGUAUUUGCAAUAAAUUCACAGGAGACAUGUCCUUUUUAUUUUUUAAUCAGACCUAAAAAAGAUUGAGCACAAACUGAACCAUCAUCAGCAGAUUGGACUCAGGUGAGUUUGGCUAAAUGCUUUUUCAGUUCCAAAACCUCUAUUUCAUACAAAUCAAUCCUAACUCUUAGUGUAUUAUUUAAAAGCCCUCUUGUUUCCAUAUUUGAUGUUUGUGUUAUAAAUACAUUUCUUGCCUCCAGGUACUUUGAGGAGUUUGAGAAAAGGAUCCCACGAGCUGAAAUGGAAAAAAUGGAGGUGAGAUUUAACGUUUUUUCUUUGUGUUUUCGUCAAAUGAGUUUUUGUGAACACUUCACUUACACUGUGUGCUAAUGUUUGGGUUCAGUCACUCAUUCUUGCUGAGUUGGAGAAAAUCGACCCAGAGUACAUUGGAACCAUCUGUGGAAGCUACAGAAGAGGUGAGACUUCCCUUUCAACUUAAUACCUGUUGGUCUCGGAUUAAUGAUCAGACCCUUGUGAUCAUGAAAUCAAUUCACAUGUUCCUAAUGUCCAGGUGCUGCAUCGAGUGGUGAUAUUGAUAUUCUGCUGACCCAUCCAGACUAUACCUCUGAGACUGAGAAACAGGUAAAACUUCCUUAUAGGAAUAUGUGAGAUUAAAUCAAUAACUUAUCCAAGAAUUCAGCUUUUCUUCAUCAGAAGGAAAGAGCAGAUUCACCCCUACUUUGAUAAAUGGGAAUAUUUAUAUCGAACCACAGAAUGUAACUCCUUGCCUUUAAACCUCAGAGACACAAAACUACAAAGUGAAGUUCUUUAAAGAUCAGAAAGUUGGUGUUAUUACUGACUACACAAAUACGCACAUUAUUACUAACUUAACAGUGAACAGAUAAGAGGAUUGAUAAAUGUUGAUAUGAACACCAACUACAAAUCAUACACAUAAAGAAAACAUAAAAAUUGAAGUCUUUUGUCAGAGGAAAGGAGGGUGGUUUCUUCUGUCUAUGGCAAAAAGAGUCUCUUGGUGUAGUGUUUGAAACACUUGAUAUUCCCAUGUUUAAUUUUUUGAACUAGUUGCUUAACAAAACCAACUUAGAGGAAUGUCAGCAAUGUGUUAACUUUCCCAAAGAUUGAUGAGCCAGAUUAGGGUCUAUAGAUCACCUCCACAGGUUUACAGAGUGAGAUUGUCAUUGGCCAAAUAAAACACCCAACACCCAUAAUUACACACAUUAGGGUUAAUGAAUUUUUUCAACCAGCGCUUGUCAUCUUAUGCCAGCAUGUUAAAACAAAAUGUCAGUGCGGUUCUGAUAACAUGAACAAUAAACAUUGGAUUCAAAAGGGCAGAGUCAGUUCCUCUGUUCCUGGUGUUUGAUUCUUUGAGGAAAACCAGACGUGAGGGGGUAUUAGCCUUUAAAAGGGUGGGUGAGGUGGUGCCAUGCAUCUGUGAAAGCAGGUUGUAAAACGGAAAGCUGUCACUUAGCUUCCAUUAAUGUCAUCUUUGAUUGAUUGCAGGGUCUGCUUUGAGACCUGAAAGUCCUUUGAAAAGUGUGUUUGGUGGAGGCUUAUCAGUCAUUUGUGUAUUUCUUUAUCAUUCUGCUCUAACUGUCUCACACUGUGUGUUAGCAGUGUGCCUUUAACUGCAGUUUGAUUUGUUUAUUGAAGCAUUUUCGUUCAGGUCUGUUUGUUUAUGUUUUUCAGCCGAAGCUCCUUCAUAGAGUGGUGGACCACUUUGAGUCCCUUGGGUUUGUGACUGACACUCUGUCCAAAGGAGACACAAAGUUCAUGGUGAGGCCGGCGCUGAUGUGCAGCUGUUUUUCUAUAAUGAUAGGAUUUGUAAUACAGUGAAGCACAUGGCUGUGGUGAUGAUGUCCUGGAUCUUGUUUUUUUAGGGAGUCUGCCAGCUGCAGCAGAGUGAUGAAGACGAUGAUGAAGAAUACCUUCACAGGCGUAUUGAUAUAAGGUAUCAUACCUCAUAAUGCCCUCAACAUUUUCGGUUUAGGCGUCAGUGAUGAAAUGAGUCAGCGGGUUGGAAUUCAGUGUGAUGAAUUAUAUGACACAUGGUUAUUGAGGUAACUGAAUCCAUAAUAUUCCAACUAAAACAUUGUCUCUAAUUUAAAGCAGACUCACUUACUUAAAAUCACAGAGGGAACCAACUGCUUCAGUCAUUUUAUGAUUUGCUCUUCCUUCUCUCUAACUCUCCAUCCUCUGUAUCCCAAAGGUUAAUCCCCAAGGACCAAUACUACUGUGGGGUUCUGUAUUUCACUGGAAGUGAUAUCUUCAAUAAAAACAUGCGAACUCAUGCUCUGGAGAAAGGCUUCACUCUGAAUGAGUACACCAUUCGACCACUUGGAGUCACUGGUGAGUCUCAGUCAAAUAAGACCAAAUAAACUUGGUGAACUAUGUGGAAAGAAUGUAUGACUUUGUCAUGUCAGUGCCCAGUUAGUCAUGAUUUCAGCUUUAAUAUCAGCUGUUUGCCUUUGUUGAUCUGUUAUAGGUGUGGCAGGAGAGCCUCUGCUGGUGGAUAGUGAGAGAGACAUCUUUGAAUACAUCCACUACAAAUACAAGGAGCCCAAGGACCGCAGCGAGUGAUGCAAAGGAUGACUUUGUCUUGGCAUCUGUUUGUGUUUGAAGCUACAAAUGAAAUGAGAUGCAUGGUUACAACUGUGUGUGUGUUAUGAGGUCAUUGUUUAAAAAAAGUAAAAACAUUCAACUACCCUAUUUAAAAGAGAGCAACGAUAAAAGUCAUAGCGCUUUUUAAAAUCUGACAUUUCAACACUCCUCUUUGGAAAUUUUUUAUCUUUGUGUGUCUACAGACUGUGCAAACAAAUGUUUGAUUUUUUUGUGAAUGUUAUUCUUCAUAGCCUUCUGGGGAGUUUGUUGUCAAUUUUUAGUAAGUUGUUAAUCAUGCUUCACCACAAUUUUACAAAUAAUCCUUGAUUUAUGGAAAAGGAUUGUAAUAUAAUGAGAAGGGUUAUCUCUAUGCAGAGUGACAAUUGUGUCUCUUUUGUAAUGACAAAUGAGGGUCCCCAUCCUUGCUUUAUUUUAACAGUAGUGCCAUUCAACUUUCUCGAGGUGUGUGGAUGUGUGAUAAGGUAAAAAUGUUUGCAUACACAGACAUCCCAAUGGUAUCAUUUUAACCGUUUUUCAAGCUUUGUUUCUAUCACUGUGGAAAUUACAGUCAUGCUGUUUAAACCAGCUGUGUCUUCUCCAACUCUGACUCAAAAAGGUCAAUAAAUGAGAAAAAAUACAGCUGAGAAAAAAAAAAGGUUACAGGUUAAAUUUCUGGUUACAAAAAGUAAAGUGAGCCAAAUGAUCUUGAAUCUGUAUAUGUAAGGGGAUAUUCUUUUGAACCUCUUAUUGAUUUUUAGGAAUAAGAGGAACUUCAAGGGAAAUUGAAGGGAAAUUCAAUACAAUUCAAUUUACAGUGGUAGACUUAAAAUAUCUACUAUUUGGGUUGUGUGUUAUAAUUGUACAUGUGUUGUAGUCUUUUGCCUUUUUAGUUCAAAGCACCACUUACAUUUUGGUGCUUUUCAAGACCCAAUUUGAAAGCAGCAGAUUAAAGUUACGAACCUAAAAAUGCAACUGGUACCCUGCUACAGUUUUUAAGGGUGAAAAAUCAGAUUUUACAGAAUGUGACUGUGAUUGAUUUAUUUGGGUGGCUGCAAACAUUUGAGCAAAAUGUUGUGAAAAAAGAUGGGACAAAAGGUAGUUUUAUGGGUGUGCAUAGGAUGAUACCAAACAGGUUUAAGUGUGUAUGAGCAAAAUAAACGACUAAAAAAUGCUUUUUAAAAUGUUGAA
Messenger RNA from Xyrichtys novacula (pearly razorfish), 7222 nucleotides. The record is from the annotation of a GenBank genome assembly. NCBI's taxonomy places the organism in Eukaryota, Metazoa, Chordata, Actinopteri, Labriformes, Labridae.